UCUCCCCCCGUCACGGAUCUUACUUUUACACUCGCCUCUUCUAGCUCACGCUCGUCAUCAAACAUGACUCUUGAGGAAGUUCUGAGCCAGAAAAGCCAGAAAAGCACCGGGACAGCCCUGGAGGAUGUGCUGGUGAGCGCCAAAGAGAACGACUCGCUCACCGUGGGCGUCUACGAGAGCGCCAAAGUGAUGAAUCUUGACCCGGAUAGUGUGGCGUUCUGCGUGCUGGCCACAGACGAGGAGUUCGAGCGUGACAUCGCCCUGCAAAUCCACUUCACCCUCAUCCAGUCCUUUUGCUUCGAUAACGACAUCAGUAUCGUCCGUGUGAGCGACACGCAGCGUCUGGCCGAGAUUGUCGCCGGCGAGUCCCCGCAGCUUGAAGACGCCCACUGUGUCCUCGUCACGAACCCAGCCGAUGGUUCUUGGGAGGACCCCGCUCUGGAGAAGCUGCACCUGUUCUGCCAGGAGAGCCGCCGUCUGAACGACUGGGUCCCCGAGAUCAGCCUCCCCGGGCGCUGAUGUGGGGGAUUCUAAGAUGCUGUCAAAGUUUCUCAUCUGGGAAAUAUUCACCCUGGUGGUCAGGAUGAGCGUGUUUCUGCACAUCCCUGGAUACUCCUGAGGAGGAUUCUCCAAUCCAGGCCGCACGGCGCCGGCCCGUUGGGGGCCGCCCGUGGCACCGUCGCCUCUUGUCCCGUCCAUGCCAAGAUGACUCUCAUUCUUUGUGUGAAUGAGGUCAGGCAUGCCUCAAGAGCGACACAUCGACCCUCAUUCUUUGUGCGGAUGAGGUUUGGAAACAAAGGAGAAGCACGCGCAGCUGGAGAAGAAGCGGUGCUGAGGAGGAGGACUUGUUAAAAAGGACUUUUUAACAAUGGCCUCUUAGGCUGAGCAACAUGACAACAGUUGCAAUCGGCGCAAAUUUUCCCCACUUUCCAGAAUGGUCCUAAUUCUCUAAAGGUUUCACUUUAGAAAUUUCACGACAACAACACCAACAAAAAAAAUCACUUAAGAAAUAUUGAAAAAAAAAAAAGAAACUGUGCCUAAUCUCUAAAGGUUUCACUUUAGAAUACGGCUGAUUUAAAAUAAUGGAAACAAAUAAGAAAGAUACUAUUAUUAUAAACGUACAAAGUGUCUUAUAUUAUCCCGAAGACAACAUAAACAGUAUAUUUAAAAAAAAAAAAAAAAGCACUCCUCCAAAGGUUUCACUUUGGAAUAUUGUUGAAUUCAACGACGACAACAACAAAAAAUCUUAAAAAAUAUUGAAAAAAAUAAAUACGCUGUGCCUUUUCUCUAAAGGUUUCACUUUAGAAUAUGGCUGUUUUUAAAAUGAUGAAAAACGCUCUUAACUUGAUAGACUAGUAAUAACUGGAAACAGUUCUAGUACAAAGUUUGUUCUAUUCUUAAAAAAACAAAACAGAUAUAAUGACAACAUAGGUAAAUAAAAAAUGUACUCCUCUAAAGGUUUCACUUUGGAAUAUGGUUGAAUUAAAUGAAUGUUAGAUAUAGUAUUAAAGGAUGUGUCAUUUUUAAGAAAGAUGUGUUAAAUUGUUGGAAAAUGACAAAUGGAAAUAAAUUAUGAGAUA
This is a messenger RNA of Nerophis lumbriciformis (worm pipefish), 1580 nucleotides long. It is a transcript of the gene gadd45gb.1, whose product is annotated as growth arrest and DNA-damage-inducible, gamma b, tandem duplicate 1. Gene Ontology annotation, cellular component: nucleus; cytoplasm. Gene Ontology annotation, biological process: regulation of cell cycle. The record is from RefSeq and is a predicted model, not a curated record. NCBI's taxonomy places the organism in Eukaryota, Metazoa, Chordata, Actinopteri, Syngnathiformes, Syngnathidae.